This is a messenger RNA of Ictidomys tridecemlineatus (thirteen-lined ground squirrel), 2759 nucleotides long. The record is from RefSeq and is a predicted model, not a curated record. Lineage: Eukaryota; Metazoa; Chordata; Mammalia; Rodentia; Sciuridae.
AGGCAACGGGAUGCCCCAGCGUGAAGCCACUGAGGGGAAUGCGUGGGGCUAGGCAGUUGGUGGAGAGAUCUUGAGCAGCAGAAAUGAGCCCCGAAAAGCACACUGAGGAAGAGGACGCGGUCGACUCCGUUCUCCUUUCAGCGUCCAAGAUCCUAAAUGCCUCCGAGGGGUUAAAGGAAAUUGGUGGCAGUGAAGCAGAAUAUGGCUGCAUAUCAGAAUCUGAAAACCAAAUCCAACCACAGUCAGCAUUGAAAGUCCUUCAGCAUCAGUUAGAAUCAUUUCAGGCUCUGCGAAUACAGACUUUGCAGAAUGUUAGCAUGGUACAGUCUGAAAUCAGUGAGAUACUGAACAAAAGUAUUAUUGAAGUAGAAACCCCACAAUUUGGCUCAGAAAAAAAUCUAGCAUUCAGUACACACACUGAAAAGAAUUCGGAAGAACUGACUGUCAGAGAUGAAAAUAAGGAAGUUUCUAUCCUGAAGACCUUAAAAGACCCUAUAGAGAAGCCAGAAGAAAUCUUUUCUAUGGAAAAAAUUCAUCAUUUUGAGGAUUCCAUGAUUCGUCCUUCAAUGGAUGAAAAAUUCAGUAGCAAUAAUGUUAACAGUCUCUCUCAAAGUAUAAAUAUUCCAUCCCAGAUGCAGUUCAAGGACAUAUUAACUCUUGAGAACUUGAGAACUCCAACAGAUAAUUCAACUUCAAACAUAAUAAUUAUGAACCCUUCAGAAAAUUCUGACAUAUUGAAGAAUUAUAAUAAUCAGUACAGUUUUCUACCUAAAAUAUCUCAAAAUGUGAUAUCUCAAGCAGAUACAGGUAUUCUGGAUAAAUCCAAAAUGGACAUGCCUUUUCUGAAGCAUGGGUUUUGUGAAAAUUUGGAUGAUAUUUGCUACUCGAUUAAACAAAUGAAGGAAGAGCUUCAAAAGUCACAUGAUAGGGAACUGGCACUUACAAGUGAACUUCAAACCUUAAAAACCAACCCAAAUAUUCAAAGAAAUGGGAACUAUGACCUGUUCCCCAUUCACAAGGAAAAAAUUGACUUCACUAAGGAGGAAAGCAUAGAAAGUAACUUAAAUGAAGAUAUAAAAUCAAAGAGAAUUUCAGAAUUAGAGGCAUUAGUAAGCAAGUUACUCCCACUCAGGGAAACAGUGUCAAAAUUCCAUGUGAAUUUUUGUAGGAAAUGUAAAAAAUUAUCGAAGAGUGAAAUACACAGGGGAAAAAAUAAUGAGAAAAACAAUAAAGACAUUCCUAUCAAUGGCAAGCAUAUUACAGAUUUAAAAUUCCAUUCCCGAGUUCCAAGACAUACACUGUCAUUCCUUGACCAAACAAAACAUGAAAUAAAAGACAAAGAAGGGAAACCAUUUAUAGUAAAACACGGAUCAGUAAUAGCUGAAAAUGAGAAAACAUCUAAAGUCAAUUCUGUCACUGAGCAGUGUGUUGCAAAAAUUCAGUACUUACAGAAUUACCUAAAAGAAUCUAUGCAGAUACAGAAAAAAGUAUCAGAACUGGAAAACGAAAAUCUAACCCUGAAGACCAAAAUAAAGCCUCUAGUCUUUACCACACAAUCUCUGAUACAGAAAAUUGAAAGCCACGAAAAGCAACUAAAGAAUUUGGUUGAAGAAAAAAACACUAUUCAGUCCAAGUUAAUUAAAGCAGAAGAUGACAGCAAAGAAUGUCUUAAAGAAUUUAAGAAAAUAAUUAGCAAAUAUAAUGUUCUCCAAGGCCAAAACAAAAUGCUUGAGGAAAAAAAUAGUCAGCUUGCUUUGGAGAAGCAACAAAUGUUGGAUGCAUUCGAUCAGCUAAAAAGUAAGGAACACAAAAUUCAGAACGAUAUGGCCCUUGUCAGUAGUGAAAAUAACAGAAUGAAUAUAGAAAUGGAAGCAAUGAAAACAAAUAUUCUCGUGAUACAUGAUGAAAAAGACAUUCUGGAGAAAAAAACAUACCAGCUCCUCCAAGACAAAAGUUCACUUGAAAAUGAGCUAAAAGAAAACCAGCUGGAGAUCCUGCAGCUAAAAGAGAAGGAAAGACUGGCAAAAAAUGAGCAAGAGUCACUUCUUCAAAUCUUAGAAACAAUUAAAAAUGAAAAACUGAACCUUGAAACAAUAUUACAAGAUGCUACUGCUGCUAGACAAAUGAUGGAAAGAAAAAUUGAGACUCUUCAAACUUACCAAAAUGCUUCAGAAGAGAGUUUUCUGAAAGAAAUUAAAAAUGCAAAAUCAGAAGCAAAUAUUUAUAAAAACAGCUUGUCAGAAAUCAGCAAGGAAUGCGAAAUGUUAUCAAAAAUGGUAGUGGAAAUUAAGACAGAUAAUCAAAUUCUGAAAGAAGAACUAAAGAAACAUAGUCAAGAAAAUAUGAAUUUUGAAAACAGCCUCAGUCGACUUACUGAAGACAAAAUGCUUUUAGAAAACUAUGUAAGAAGUAUAGAAAAUGAAAGGAACACCUUGGAAUUUGAGAUGCGGAAUCUUCAGCGAGAAUAUUUGAGUUUAAGUGAUAAAAUUUCUAGUCAGCAUCAUGACCUAACAAAAAUGACUCACAUUUCAAGAAGAGAGAAAUUCCAUUUUGACAACUAUAAUACUUAUGAAGACACUUCUAAUCCUAGGAGUAGGCCUUUAGCUCAUGAUUUGAAAGACACAGAAUAUUCAAGUCACAUAGGCUUCUUUUGGGAAAGCAGAUACCUUGAUGUCGAAGUCUUCAAGAGAUAGGAUGCCAGUGACUCUUACCUGCUCAUGCCUGAGUUCUGAAAAAUAAAGCUGCUUCACGGGAAACUA